AAGGACCUGAUUGCAAUGGUAGUGGAUCCACAAGCAUGGCCAAAUUUCUCAACCAAGCUACACUACAAGAAAUCAUCGUCAAAGCCGACGACAUUUACUGACUACUACUCUCCUCGUUCCGAGAACAUGUUGCCGGUAUUUUCUCAAGACAUACAAAAGCCCGACAAUCAAUUUGCUUAUCGGUAUGGCAUCACAAAAAGCUCGUCGGAGUUCUAUCGGGGUCUAGAUGUGUCGUUACAAAAAAGGAAGGGUCUAGAUGUGUCGUUACAAAAAAGGAAGGGUCUCUCAUGUCCACACAUCUCUAUUUUCUUAUCUACUCCUUUAUCCACAUCUCUGUCAAAGAGAAGAUCAUCUCUUGCUCAAUGGCGUAAAGCGACAUGUAACUGGCUUGUUCGAUUCGUGUCUCCGGUUGGCCUCCUCGCGAUCACUCUGCCUACUGAUUUCUGCCGAUACGUGAUUUUGUUGAGGAGCAUUACCAGUGUAAUAUCUGGAGCCGUUGCUACUGAUUCUUCGAGUUUGGUCUCGGUUGAAAACCACCUAAAACUUCCCCACACCACCGUUUAAAGACUUUGUGCCGCCACCGUCACUGCCGCAGCUCCUUCCACCGCCAUUGCUGAUCACUCCACCUCCACCAUCACGGCCACCGUUGCAUCUACACAAACACCGUAGUACAUACACCAAUUCAUUAGAUUAUAACUACUGAUUUAUUCUUAUUUUCGUUUUAAUUUGUGUAGAACUUUUAUAUUUAAUCUGUUUAUCUAUAAUGUAUAUUUGAUAAUUUUAAUAUUAUUGUGUUUUAUUUA
Molecule: messenger RNA, 803 nt
Organism: Brassica napus (rape)
Lineage: Eukaryota; Viridiplantae; Streptophyta; Magnoliopsida; Brassicales; Brassicaceae
Exons: 4
Coding region: 16-564 (182 amino acids)
Source: RefSeq, a predicted model, not a curated record